AUGGGUGAUACUAACAGCUCUACAGGACCACCUCCAAGUGCAAAUCCUGAUAGUCAACGAGAGCUGCUGAACACGAUUGACAAGCGUGUUACAUCAGAAGAGCAAGCUUUGCUAAAUGCCACAAUUUCUAGAGAUGAACUCACCGACGCGCUCAAGCACAUGAAAGCCAACUCGGCGCCCGGCAUGGAUGGCCUUCCAGCUGGCUUCUACCGCGUCGCGGGUAAGGACUUUGGGAAAUGCCUGAGUACAGUUUUCAAUUUUCAGCUGUCACGCGGUGAGCUCCUCCCUUUCCAACGCAAGUCAGCUGUGUGCAUGUUACACAAGAAAGGCCUCAGAGAUGAUCCUGGCAACUUCCGGCCAAUCUCACUCAUUGGCAUUGAUGUAAAAGCCCUGUCGAAGGUCCUGACCUAUCGCCUUCAAACCUUUCUUCCUCAGCUUAUACACGGUGAUCAGAAGACUUUCGUGCAAGGUCGGCCUAUUCAUCAUCACGUGCGCUUUAUGGCGGAUCUGCAGGAUCUCGUAACUGCUCGCAAAGAGGAAGCCUAUGCCAUGUUUAUUGACAUCGAGAAGGUGUACGACCGGGUCAACUGGGACUAUAUGUUCCAGGUGCUCGACCGCAUGGUCUGCGGUGGUGCGCUCACUGAUUAA
Molecule: messenger RNA, 648 nt
Organism: Plasmopara halstedii
Lineage: Eukaryota; Oomycota; Peronosporomycetes; Peronosporales; Peronosporaceae
Product: pollike protein
Exons: 1
Coding region: 1-648 (215 amino acids)
Source: RefSeq, a predicted model, not a curated record